AUAAAGCGUAUCGCGGGCUAAAGUUGACCCAUGAUCCUCAUCAGACUACAACAAAAUAAAAUGCUAACUGGUCUCAGUGCAGGUGUUCCUACGAUAUGCGAGUAAAUGGCACAGAUCCUUCCUGUUUGCAAAGAUGGAGGCAGAGGGAACGUCGGUCCCGCGCUCACUCUCUGCUGAGUUUGAGGGGUCCUUUGCCUAUCUGACCGUGAGAGACCGACUCCCAACCAUACUCACAAAAGUAAUAGACACAUUACACCGCAAUAAAGACAAUUUCUUCAAAGAAUAUGGAGAGGAGGGGAUCCAGGCAGAGAAGACGGCCAUCUCUUUCCUGUCCAGGCUGAGGAAUGAACUGCAGACAGACAAACCUGUGCUGUCUCUGACUGAUAAUGCAGAGGACUCCGAGGCCUGGAAUGAAUACUUGCGAAAACAGCAGGACCUGAUGGAAGACGGGAGGCCUGUCAGCUGGUUCAAGUCACCAUGGCUCUAUGUGGAGUGUUACAUGUACCGGCGGAUCCAGGAGGCUCUGUAUAUGAAUCCACCGAUGGAUAAGUUUGACGCGUUUAAGGAGGGAAAGACACAAAGCUUCUUCCAAUCUCAACAAGCCAUUAAAUCCCUCUGCACAUACCUUCAGGAGCUCAUCACCAACAUGGAGAACAUGACCGAGAUUCAGCUGCGAGACAACCUUCUCAAAUUACUCCAGGUCUCUCUGUGGGGAAACAAGUGUGAUCUGUCCAUCUCUGCCGGUCAGGACAACUCUCAAAAGUCCAGUCCCAUCGAUUCUCUUCCUGAUCUCCAGCGCUUCAUCCUCGUGGAUGACUCCAGCACGGUUUGGUCAACACUGGUUGCUUCUCAAGGAUCAGGAUCAUCUGGGAUGAAGCAUGCCAGAGUGGACAUUAUUUUAGACAAUGCUGGUUUUGAGCUCGUUACCGAUCUAGUCCUUGCUGACUUUCUUGUUUCUGCAGGACUAGCCAAGCAGGUCAGAUUUCAUGGCAAGUCCAUCCCAUGGUUUGUCUCAGAUGUCACCAAACAAGACUUUGAGUGGACCAUCAUGCAGACCGUGGCAGCCAAUCACAAGUGGAUGUCAGCCAGCGGUGUCCAAUGGAAGCAUUUCAUGAAGGAGGGCACAUGGUCCUACCAUGACCACGCUUUUUGGACCUUGCCCCAUGAGUUCUGUGACAUGGCGGUGGAUGCAGCUGAUCUCUACAGCACUCUCCAGGGCUCUGAUCUGAUCCUCUUCAAAGGAGACCUUAACUACCGGAAGCUUACUGGUGAUAGGAAAUGGGAGCACACAGUUGCGUUUGAUCAAGCGCUGAGGGGGUUCCAGCCUGCCCCUCUCUGUAGUCUCAGGACACUGAAGGCUGACGUUCAGGUGGGCUUAGAGCCAGGCCAGGCCGAGAAGCUCAUCUCUCAGGAUCCAGACUGGAUGACUAACGGCAAAUAUGCUGUCAUUCAGUUUUCCAGUCCACGCAGAAAACAAUAGGGUCUUUUUUUUUAAAGAAAAGCGAGUCCUCACUAAAGAGGAAAUUGUUGAGAAUGAAGAGAUAAAGGAAUAAAAUGCACUGAAGAUGCUGGUUUAGUUACCAACAUGCCAAACAAGUGUGGUGUUGCUUUCACUUUGCUUGUGUAAAAGUUUUUGUUUGAAAGCAAAUUACAUAAUGAAUCCAACCGAUUCUGCAUAUCAAACACUGAAAAUAGUCUUUGCUGACAACUGAUCACAGUAUUUUUUUUUUUAAUAUAUUUUCUGUUUGCACUGCUGAUCUGUAUUGUGUAAGUACAGUUACUUAAACACACAGAUGUAAACGUGGCAAAAAAGAAAACAUGAUAAAAAUCCAAUGUGUUGUGUGGUAGGAUACACAGUAAAAAAUAAUGAAACUGAAUUUUAACUUCUAGUUAAAAGCUGAUGACCAAAACACCUUCAGAAUAGUGAAACAGGUAUAUGCAUUUUGGGCUAAAAAUGUGCAGUAUAUAAUUUUUUUUCUUCAAAUGUAGUAAUUUAUGGGCGUAGCGUGGAGUGCAUAAUUGAAAAUAAUGUAUAAAGAAUAAAACAAUUCUAGCAGAGUGAUGGCAAUAUGGAAUGUAUGAGGGUUUUGAAUGUAGAGGGAUGAAAAAAGCACAAAUUCACAAUGAUCUACUAAUGUCAUCAUAAGGAAAUGCUUUUUGCUUAUUGGCUGAAAAUACUGUAAAAAAAUACUGGCCAUACAUAUAUCAUCUCAGAGAGUUUUUGUUUACACAGUUUGGAUUGACUAGCACUUUCAAAGCAAGUUUACCAGGUUUUCUGGUGUGUGUUUGGAUGAAAGCUUCACCAUGAUUUCUUUUAGCUUAUUUAUGAGCAUGCUGGAAACGGAUGAGAGUCAGGAUAUCGUGUAUGUACUCAUACUUGUUAAAAUGCUGUUUUGAAAAUUUAAUGCAACUUAAUAAAGAUUAGAAAAACAAA
This is a messenger RNA of Puntigrus tetrazona (Sumatra barb), 2434 nucleotides long. Its product is annotated as damage-control phosphatase ARMT1. NCBI's taxonomy places the organism in Eukaryota, Metazoa, Chordata, Actinopteri, Cypriniformes, Cyprinidae. Gene Ontology annotation, cellular component: cytoplasm; nucleus. The transcript has 6 exons. Gene Ontology annotation, biological process: DNA damage response. The record is from RefSeq and is a predicted model, not a curated record. Bases 134 to 1480 code for a protein of 448 amino acids. Gene Ontology annotation, molecular function: phosphatase activity.